Rhopalosiphum maidis (corn leaf aphid) is the source of this 742-nucleotide messenger RNA. RefSeq names its product RING-box protein 1A. Gene Ontology annotation, molecular function: ubiquitin protein ligase activity; cullin family protein binding; zinc ion binding. The transcript has 2 exons. Gene Ontology annotation, cellular component: nucleus; cullin-RING ubiquitin ligase complex. The record is from RefSeq and is a predicted model, not a curated record. Gene Ontology annotation, biological process: protein ubiquitination; ubiquitin-dependent protein catabolic process. The coding region runs from base 171 to 503 and encodes 110 amino acids. Lineage: Eukaryota; Metazoa; Arthropoda; Insecta; Hemiptera; Aphididae.
CUGGUUCGCGACUCGCGAGUCCUGGACACCUGAAGUAGUGAAAUUUUAUACUAAUUCGAAAGUCGGAGCCUUACCUCUUAUAGUCUUAUGAUUUUAUUAAAUACAUCGUUUAUUAAACAUAACAUUAAAGUAGUAUAGAAUUAUUUUCAAAUUUUAGAAACUGAAGAAAUAUGGAAGUCGAUGAAGAAGAUGUUGAAGCUCCAUCAUCAAGUACCAGUAGCCGCGGAGAAAAAAAAAGAUUUGAAGUAAAGAAAUGGAAUGCUGUUGCUUUAUGGGCUUGGGACAUUGUCGUAGACAAUUGUGCCAUUUGUCGUAAUCACAUCAUGGACUUAUGUAUUGAAUGUCAAGCUAACCAAGCAUCAGCAACUAGUGAAGAAUGUACAGUUGCAUGGGGUGUGUGUAAUCAUGCUUUUCAUUUUCACUGCAUAUCUCGUUGGUUAAAAACUCGUCAAGUAUGCCCACUUGAUAAUAGAGAAUGGGAAUUCCAGAAGUACGGUCAUUAAAUAGUAUAGAAAUAAAUUUGGAACACACAUUUAAUCUACAUUUUUUUCAUUCUCAUAUAUGCAUUAUAAAAAUUGAAGUAUUAUAAAAUCCCCAUAAAAUUAAUAUUUAUAGAAAAGUAUUAAAUUGCCAAUCACUGAAUUUCCUUCAUAGUUUUCAUAUCAAACUAUUUAUUACCUUGUAAAAUAUUAAAUUUAAAACAUUAUUCAAUAAUAAAAUUUGUGUACUAUGAAGAUAAAAA